This is a messenger RNA of Prorocentrum cordatum, 754 nucleotides long. Lineage: Eukaryota; Dinophyceae; Prorocentrales; Prorocentraceae. The record is from the annotation of a GenBank genome assembly.
GGUUGGCGAGCCCGCGUACUGGGAGAGGCGGUACACCACCCGGGACAAGGGGGACAGCCAGGAUGACGUGGAUGACCGCGGCGCUGGCUGGCUGUGCCAGGACCUGCGCCUCGCCCAGCGGCGCCAACGCCGUGGCGUCGCAAAGAGCGGCGAGAGCGAGCGAAUGAAUUACAUGGCGGUCGGCCCAGUUCAAGAGUUCUUUACCAAUCGGCGGGUGGGCGUGGGCACGCUCGGGCCCCCCUCAGGCCCAGAGGUGUCCUCGCCCACGGCCGCCCUGGGGGUUUCCCGGGAGGCGUCGGCUCCCCCGGCGGCGGAGGUGCACGAGUUUUCGGCCUCGCGCGGCGCUGCCGGGCAGCGGGCCGGCCGCGCCGCGCUCCGCCUGCGGGCGCAGGACGGGCGUCGUGGUGCCCGCCACCGUCGGCAUCACGCCGGAGCGGCUCGGCGGACCGACCGCGCCGUGGGUGGCUGCGACGGCACGCAUCGUCACGCGCUUCCAGGACGUCAGCGCGACCCCGCUGCACGCGAGCGCGAGGACGAUGAUAAAAGAACACCUGGCGGACGUGUACGACUUCCAGCGCGGUGCGCCCAAGGAGACAAGGCCCUGGGUGAGUGGCUGUCGGUGAUGAGCAAGCUCUUGCGCAUGCUGCGCAGCACGGCUGUUGCGAACAUCACCAUCACAUCGGGCGCAACCGUAGAGGACGCGGGCGAGGGUAGGAAGGAGGAGGGAAAGAGGAGGAUGAAGGUGGACGGAUGA